UAAAUACCAUGAAGACAUUGGUCAUCGGAAUAGGAGGCAUAACAAAUGGAGGGAAAACAACUUUAGCAAGAAGGCUUAAGGAACAGCUUCCAAACUGCACUAUAAUAUCUCAAGAUGAUUUUUUUAAGUCACAAUCUGAAGUGGCUACAGAUGAACAUGGAUUUUUGCAGUAUGAUGUAGUUGAUGCCCUGUAUAUGGAAGAAAUGGUGGCAAGAGUACACUCUUGGAUGGCAAACCCAGAAGGCUGUACAUUGCCAGGCCGAUCAAGUAAUAUGCACGAUAAGCAGAAAGAAACAGAAGACUGCUGGGUCUUAAUUGUUGAAGGCUUUCUUCUGUAUAACUACAGGCCUCUCAGUGAUGUAUGGAAUAAAAAAUAUUUCCUCACCAUUCCUUAUGAAGAAUGCAAGAGGAGACGAAGCACCCGAGUUUAUAAUCCACCAGACCCACCUGGGUACUUUGACGGACACGUGUGGCCCAUGUACCUGAAACAUAAGAGAGAGAUGGAAGAAAAUGAAACAGAUAUUGUUUAUUUGGAUGGAACAGAAUUACAAGAUGAUCUGUGUUCAAGGAUAUAUAGUGACCUAGUACAGGAGCUGGAAAAGACAAGUUAGCUGAGUGCUGUUGCCAACCAU
Euleptes europaea (tarantolino) is the source of this 632-nucleotide messenger RNA. RefSeq names its product nicotinamide riboside kinase 1 (gene NMRK1). The coding region runs from base 9 to 611 and encodes 200 amino acids. The record is from RefSeq and is a predicted model, not a curated record. Lineage: Eukaryota; Metazoa; Chordata; Lepidosauria; Squamata; Sphaerodactylidae. Gene Ontology annotation, cellular component: cytoplasm. The transcript has 8 exons.